AUGGACUUAAACACUGUCUGUCGGUCUGUCUUGUCUGGUUUCUCUAACACUCUGUCUGUCUGUCUGUCUGUCUAUCUGUCUGUCUGUCUGUGUGAUUUCAGUACAAAGAUCGAGAAAGAGAAGCGGGAACAUGCCAAGCAGCACGGGAUGAUUCGCACGGAGAUAACAGGCGCUGAGAUCGCUGAGGAGAUGGAGAAGGAACGCCGUCUCUUCCAACUCCAGAUGUGUGAGGUCAGUAGUGGACACUGGGCACAGACUAGUGGGCACUGAUUAGGCGCUAACUGGGCACUGACUGAGAUGUACAGUAUGUCGUUUUCUGUAAACCAGUGCUUGUAAGUGAGCUGUAUUCCUCUGGAGCAGUGGUAUUCAGAGUCGGGGUCGCAACCCCACUAAAAUUGCAAUGGGGUCACCAAAUAAACUCAGAUAUAAAUAUUAUUAUUUAUUUGUAUUUAUUUUUUAAGCACUAUAUAUAUAUAUAUAUUAAAACCACUACUCUAGAGUAAAAUAACAAAUUGUAAGAGCGAUGCACUCAGCUGUGCCAACGAGCUACCCUCGGUGGGCGUAAACGCAUACUUCACUCUCCCUCUUUAUGUACAGAUUAUUUGCUCACAUGGCAUAACGGUACUGACAAUUGAUAUAUUAACUUAGUGCUUCACAAUGGGAUUCUAAUUGGAGCAGUUACGGAGGAGCUCAACCCAUGCACCUCUAUUUCUGUGUGCAGCGAGAGGGGUGUGGUUUGUCUCUCUUGGGUUUUUAGGGUGAUUUCUUACACAGGGUUGUUGUUGUUGUUGAUAUUGCUUCCAGUGUAGUGCUAGAGGGGCUCAGAGUUUAUAACUAGGGUCCAGAGUUUUUCCUGGGCAAGUCAUAUGGUCAGGAAAACUGCUGACCCUAUAAGCUUGACUGAUAACAAUGCUAGUAUUGUGUGAAUUGGUACGUGAAUUACCUCAUCCCACACCCCCACCGCUACCCCCCACCGUCUCCACAUUACUCACUCACCAGAUUAGAGGAUGCUCUCAGGUUGCAUCCCAGAUGGCACCCUAUUCCCUAUAUAGUGUACUACUUUGAACCAGGGCACAUAGGGUACUACAUAGGGAAUAGGGUGCCAUUUGGGAUGCAAACUCACUCUUCCAUCCCACGCUGCUCUGCUGCUGCUGUUGCUAGUGUGGAGAGAGCUAGGUGAUGCUCAGCACAGCAGGCUGUAUUACUGAUCUGAGACCAGCCACUGAUACAGUAGCAUCCAUCCAUCACCUCUCAUUCCCACAAAGCCCCCAAACACAUGCACCAACAGGCAUUCACAACACACACUAAACCCACACCAGACAAAUGUGGUUAAUCUCUGAGCCGCACACUCUCAGACAGACAAAAGCAAUGUGUGUGUGACUGUGUGUGUGUUUGGUUUCAAGGGAGCACGCAUACAUGCACACACACGCACACACACACAGACAGAAAGAUGACUGCAUUGUAAGCAAUGCAGCAGAGAAGCUUUGGGAGGACAGGGACAUUCUGGGCCUCAGAAGGGCAUUCUGGCAUAGAUUAAAUGUCCUCUGUGUGCGGAGCAUUGACUCUUCACAAACUGUUCUAGGUUGGCACGCCAUUGGAUAAACUCAGAUUAAUAUGAUGUUUUAUUCAUUUGUUCACUGGGCAUGAAUUUGUCGGGGGAAUUUGCUCUCUAUCUUUAGACUGCCUUGUUUAGGAUGCUAGUCACUGAAACACACUUUCUCUGGAGGCCCAAGUGAUUUCUUAAAACCAAAUGAAUAACACAAUUCUAGUUAUCCAUUUCAAACACAGUUUACUGUAAAACCAGGCAAAUUACAUCUUUCUCUCUUGAUGUUCUAUAUUGGCAUUCCUUUCAGUGAAAUGUAGAUGCUUACCACUUUGUUUCCAGCUCCCACAGACUCCAUGCUGUGUUGGCAGUGUAGAUCAUCCUCCAGAGGAUGGGCAUUCUGAUAGGAUUAUCAUUCAAAGUGUUCAGAAGACAUAUUUCACACAAACACACAUUUUCUAUGGUGGUUUAAUGCAAGGGUGGAACAUUUUGCGCUCAGUUUCCAUUUAUGUGGGUGGGUGCAGGCUUUUGUUUCAGCCAAGCAGUAACAUGAAGAUUUACUGGUUCAUAAAUGAUAGCCUUCAGUUCAAAUAGAUGAUUAAAACCUUCAGUGAUUGUCCACCCCUGGUUUAAUGUAUCACCAGGUAUAAGCAGUGAAAUACUCCAAAAUCAUGUAAAAGAGCAUUUUAUUUGAUGUCAGUUUUCACAAACCACCUCUUGUGUUUUCUCUGCAGUACCUGAUCAAAGUCAACGAGAUCAAGACCAAGAAGGGAGUGGACCUUCUCCAGAACCUCAUCAAGUAUUACCAUGCACAAUGCAAGUAAGUACACAGUACCGCAGUAUAUUCCUCCUUUACCAUAGUGUGGUAGUGAGACGUGUCUACUUAGAUGUGGCUAAUUGGUGGCAAACACUUACAUUUUUCUGAGGGAAUUGUGUACUCUCACGACUAGCUAUAUAAGUCUUGCAGUGAUUGCUAUUUGCUACUCUCUGAGAAUAGGAGAGCGAGACAAGAGAGAGGAGAGAGCAGAGAGAGGGCGAGCGAGAGAGAGAGAGAGCGGGAAAGAGGAGGUGAGAGAAAGGGGCAAAGGUCGAACCGAAAAGAAAAAAAAAGAAAAGAGAAAGAGGGAGGGAGGGAGGGAGGGAGGGAGGUAGGGGAGAGGGAGGGAGGGAGGGAGGGAGGGAGGCGUAGGGGGAGGGAGGGAGGGCGGGAGGAGGGAGGGCGUGAGGGAGGGACGGGCGGGAGGGAGGUAGGGAGGGAGGGCAUCUCGAUAGACAGCGAGAGUAGAGAGAGAGCGAGAGAUCCGAGAGCUGAUCGAGAGAUCUCUCUCUCUCUCUCUCUCUCUCUCUCUCUCUAUCUCUCCCUUCUCUUUCUCCUCUCAACCCCCCUCCCUCCAUCCCUCUCUCUCGGAUGGGGUGAUGGUGAUGCAUGAUUCACUGGUCUUGGGUAGGGAGGGUUGCGGAGUCAUAUUUAGCUCUCAUAAAUAUGCACGGGCCUUCAUGCCGAUGCGUUGUGACAGCCGUGGGGGUUUGUGGGUAAAUCAUUGCCAUCCCCUGGCUGCGUCACCAACAGGCCUGACAGCCUCAGCGUUGCUAGGUGGUUGUGUCACAACAAAACAAUGCAGUUUUCUGGUUAUCUACUCAACCCAAACAUAUAGCUGCCCUACUGUUUCUGACACUGACAAUUAAACAUCUCUGUGGAGAGACAUGCCUUAUAGAACAAUGGAAAAACAGAGGUAGUGAAAACUGUGAGUUUCAGUAGGACGAGUGGACUGAGGGAGGAUUGAUGGAUGCCUAGAGCGAGGGAUAGGGAGAGAGAGAAGGAGAGAUGGGGAGAGAGAGGUUGUUAGUGGAGAUGAGAGGAUGCAGAGCUGCAUUCAGGUGGGUGCCGCUGACACUGGCAGAUCCAUAAUGGAUGACAGGAGGUGCUUAGCAUUCAGCUCUGGACACAGCCAUAGUCAGCCAGAGAGAGACAGAAGAGAAAGAGAGAGAGAGAUCUCUUUGCCAAAAGCCAGAGGGCCAAGCAGUGCUAUACAUUAUACAUAUCCCACUGCAUCAGUCUCAUUCUCAUUCACCCCUCCACUUCUUAUGACCUUCCUAAUGCCUAUAGAAACAUUGUAUGACACUUGACAUUUCUCAAUGAUGUAAAUGAUGCUACGCCCCACCAAAUGACUACCCUUUGUCUCACUAAAGUGAAAAUGUCAAUGGAAUUAUAAUAUCCGCCCUGUAUUCUCUUGCAGUUUCUUCCAAGAUGGCUUGAAGACAGCAGAUAAGCUGAAGCAGUACAUUGAGAAGCUGGCUGCUGACCUCUACAAUGUAAACACCCACCCACAGGCUUCUCUCUAUCUGAUUACUGCUACUCUGCAGACUGAAUUGUUAUCGAGGUCAUUGAGUGUGUGUGUGUGUGUGUGUGUGUGUGUGUGUGUUAAUCUCACUCUGUGUAUCUCCUUCUCAGAUAAAGCAGACCCAGGAUGAGGAGAAGAAACAUCUGACUGCUCUCAGAGACCUGAUCAAGUCCUCCCUUCAGCUGGACCAGAAGGAGGUAGGUAGGAACCAGACCAAAUAGGCCCAAAUAGGGCUAAACAGGGCCUAGUGGGCCAAACAGGGCCAAAUAGGGCAAAACAGGGCCAAGUGGGCCCAAGCAGGCUUUAGUUGGCAAACAUAUAAGUUGGAUUCCAAUUCUCUACCCUUCUCCUGUGCACUCAUACACUACCCCUCAUGGAUUUAGAUGGAAUGGACUGGUGUUAAGAAUAUAAUGGAAACUCCCUCCAGCCAUGCGUUCACCAAAUCAAUGCUUGGUAGAGAAUCAGACUGCAGCCAUACUGUACACUCUUCAACCCUAACCCUUAACUUUUGACCCUAUGGUGGGUGUACCUACUGGCUAGCCUCCUGUAGCGCAGAGUGAGCAUCCAGUGCUGUACCAUGCUGGUAGCUAGUGUGUGGUAGGCCUUGGCUGGUAACCGGUGUGGUGCCUCACUGGCUGCUUGGUGGAGAGCCAGUCACUGUCUUAACUAACCUCCCCUAAUCUCUUUCUGAGCACUCACUGGUCACAACUGCCUUAUACACAACAACAGUAAUGUGGUUUUCCCCUCAGUCUCAUACCCACAUUGAGAUUUGCUAGCUGCUCACUGUGUUUUGCAUGAGAUACUGUGUAAUAGUGUGCAGAGCCUAACUGAGAUAGACUGGGCUGCUGUGUCGACACAGCUGCAACUCUCUGCUAGUGACUGUGUCCAAAAUGGUACCUUAUUCACUACAUAGUGCACUAUUUUUGACCAGAGCCCUACACUCUUAGAAAAAAGGGUUCCAAAAGUGUUCUUCAGCUGUCCCCAUAGGAUAACCCUUUUUUGUUCCAGGUAGAACCCUUUUUGGUUCCAGUUAGAACCUUUUUGGGUUCCACAUAGAACCCUCUGUGGAAAGGGUUCUACAUGCAACCCAAAAGGGUUCUACCUGGGUUCUUCAAAGGGUUUUGCAAUGGAGACAGCCGAAGCACCCUUUUAGGUUCUAGAUAGCCCCUUUUCUUCUAAGAGUGUAUGGGCCUUAGUCAGUAGUGCACUAUAUAGGGAACUGGGUAAGUUGACUGAGAACACGUUCACAUUUACAGCAACAACCUGGGAAACAGUUACAGGGGAGAGGAAGGAGGAUGAAUGAGCCAACAGUCACUCACUCACUACCCCUCUACUUGUAUAUACUGUGCCAAACUAACACCUACACUCUAUGCAUGCAUGCAGGCACUCUCUCACGCCUACAUCUCAGCUACUUCUUUCACACUCUCUCCCUCUAUCUCCCUCUCUACUCGCUGCUUGUCUGGACUCAAGUCUAGAAGAGUAAGUGUGCACGAUUGGCAUGCUUCUGUUGGUCUUGCCUGCGUUUGACUUCUGAGAGAUUUUGAAGAGCAGGCACUCCACUGAGUUUCUACAUUAGAAGCCUGCUGUGUUUUUCAUUUGAUCGUGUGUUUAGAACAUGGGUGCGUCCCAAAUGGCACCCUAUUCUCUAUGUAGUGCACUUCCUUUGACCAGAGCCCCGGUGAAAAGUAGUGAACUAAAUAGAGAAUAGGGUACCAUUUGGGACGGAUCCCAUAGUCCUUUGAACAUCAAACAUGACCCGAUAAAUAAUAAAGACCCUGGCCUGCACUCUCUGUAAGAGGUAUAUUUGGUUGGUUGUGUGUGGUAAUUUGCUGUGUUUCUGUGUAUAAACACUGUGUGUGUGUGUGUGUGUGUGUGUGUGUGUGUGUUGAUGCAGGACUCCCAGAGUAAGCAGGGGGGCUACAGCAUGCACCAGCUGCAGGGCAACAAGGAGUUUGGCUGUGAGAAGAAAGGCUACCUGAUGAAGAAGAGUGAUGGGUAGGUCACACACACAUACAAACACACACGCACACUAAACAGUACUGAACAUGCAUUUAUAUGCCCCUUAUCUGAUCCUUCGUUGUGACUUGGUGUUGUUGUCUUCCUGCAGGCUGAGGAAGGUGUGGCAGAGGAGGAAGUGUUCAGUGAAGGGUGGCAUGCUCACCAUCUCUCAUGCUACGGUGAGUGGCAAACAUACCACACACUCACACUCAGACACAAACACCCACACACCUGUGGAGGCUAGAUCAAAGACAACAUCCAGUAUGAAGGAAGCUGUGUAGGGCACUAUCAAGCUGGCAGUUGGCAGAGAGGAAUCGACAUGGAUGGGUUGCCAGGGAAACCCCUCAUCCCCCCCCCCCCCCCCUCCCAUUGCUGUGGUGACUCAUCUCUGAGUUUGCUGCUGGCUCUUCUCUUCCCUGGGUCUGUGGAUACUGUGGAGUAUAGCAGCACUGGACCAGAUAUUCACUAUCUGCUGCUGGGAGCUAAUACAAUAGCCAAUGUUGAGAGAGAUAGAUAGAGACACACAUGCACAUAUGAGAGAGAGUGCACACAGACACAACUAGCAUGUCACAAAUGUUGUAUUCCACUCUAGAUUGCGGUGGAUCCCCCAAAUGUCAUAACACUAUCAUCUCAUUUACUGGAUAUAUAGACACCCUCCUUUCAAGGAAAUUAUACAAUGUAGCCUAAGUACAAGCCUACCUGUCUGCACCUCCAUUUUUAAAAAACGCACAGAGAAUCCAUGUACUUAUCUUCAGUUCUUUGUCUGAUGGCAUGUUGCAGCUCCGCUCCGUGUUUAUUUCCCAUCAGCCCCUGUGGCAGGCCAGGCAGCUGAACUCUGGGUGACCCUGCCUGCGUGGCGUGGUGCCAGCCAGACAGCCUCACCUCAGGGCUCAUUUGGUAUUUGGCAUUUGGUAUUUUAUUAAGACCCCCAUUAGCUGUUGUGAUAGCAGCAGCUACUCUUCCUGUGGUCCACACAAAACAUGAAACAUGACAUACUGUAAUACAGAACAUUAAAAGACAAGAACAACUCAACGACAGAACUACAUAAAUGAAAAAUGUCACACAUAGCCAACAUAUCAAUACAUACACACAAUAUCUAGGUCAAAUAGGAGAGAGGGGUUGUGCGGUGAAGUGUUGCUUUAUUUGUUUUUUAAAACCAGGUUUGCUGUUCAAUCUUUGAUGGAAGGGAGUUCCAUGCAAUCAUGGCUCUAUAUUUAUUUUAUUUAUUGUUUUUUUUUGGUCAUUUAGCAGACGCUCUUAACCAGAGCGACUUACAGGAGCAAUUAGGGUUAAGUGCCUUGCUCAAGGGCACAUCGACAGAUUUUUCACCUAGUCAGCUCGGGGAUUAGAACCAGCGAUCUUUCGGUUACUGGCACAACGCUCUUAACCACUAAGCUACCUGCUAUAUAAUACUGUACGUUUUCUUGAAUUUGUUCUGGAUUUGGGAACUGUGAAUAGACCCCCGGUGGCAUGUCUGGUGGGGCUCAUCACAGCCUGUUAACGUUUUGUUAACACCCCUCACCCCCCCUCUGCCCGCCCGAUGCCCGCCUGCCCCGGCACAGUCACAAUGCAGUGCCUGCUGGGCACAGUGGUAUUAACAUAUUAUGACAGUGGGUACUGUACUGUAGCCAACCCAAAGUGGUGCUGCCUGGACCACAGCCAGUACUGAGGGAAUACCUGGGAUCCUCCCAAGGCUAGCUACACUGUUGUGUCUAGUGUUCAGGCUGUGGCCCAAAUGGCAUCCUAUUCUCUACAUAGGGCGGCAGGUAGCUUAGUGGUUAAGAGCGUUGUGCCAGUAACCGAAAAGUUGCUGGUUCUAAUCCCAGAGCCGACUAGGUGAAACAUCUGUCGAUGUGCCCUUGAGCAAGGCACUUAACCCUAAUUGCUCAUGUAAGUCGCUCUGGAUAAGAGCGUCUGCUAAAUGACAAAAAUGUAAAAAAAUCUACAUGACUUCACUACUUUUUGACCAUUGGGCAUUGCACAUUUACAUAAGUAUUCAGACCUUUUACUCAGUACUUUGUUAAAGCACCUUUGGCAGCGAUUACAUUCUUGGGUAUGACGCUAAAAGCUUGGCACACCUGUAUUUGGGGAGUUUCUCCCAUUCUUCUCUGCAGAUCCUCUCAAGCUCUGUCAGGUUGGAUGGGGAGCGUCGCUGCACAGCUAUUUUCAGGUUUCUCCAGAGAUGUUAGAUCGGGUUCAAGUCCGGGCUUUGGCUUGGCCACUCAAAGAUAUUCAGAGACUUGUCCCGAAGCAACUCCUGCGUUGUCUUGGCUGUGUGCUUAGGGUCAUUGUCCUGUUGGAAGGUGAACUUCCCCCCAGUCUGAGGUCCUGAGCGCUCUGGAGCAGGUUUUCAUCAAGGAUCUCUUUGUAGGGGGGAGCUAGAGAGCGUGCUAUGGAAUAGACGUGUUUUGUUAGCGCGCCGCUCAAUUUUGAAACAAAUUCAUAUUUAUCUUAAUCUCUCACCACCUAUAACUUCAAACAUUGUCUGGCAAUAUGACAAAGGGAAAAGGCACCAAAAAAGGGGGAGCUAAACAAGAUCAUUUGGAUGAGACAGACAACGAACCGCUGACCCACGAGGAGUUAGCUGAGGAUGCUAGCUCCCAAGAGCUCCCCACAGAACCUACUCCAAGUAACCUACUGACUGCUAUAAAGUCACUAAGCAAGAAGGUGGACACAAGGUUGGCUGAUAUCUCAAAGAGUAUUGGGACUUUGACUGAAACUGUGAAGGCAACCAAGGGCAGGGUGCAUGAAGUCGAGCAGACGACAGUUGAUCAUGAGGCCAGGCUACAGGACAUAGAGAAACAGAGCACAACGUUAAAAAAUUACAACAAAACCCUGAAAGCCAGACUGGAAAUGCUCGAGUCGCAUUCAAGACUCCCGAACAUCCGAAUAUUUGGGAUCCAGGAGGACACUGAGAAAGGGAAACCCACUGAAUUUGUUUCGGGGCUGAUACCGCCAUUGCUGGGGAGUGAACACUUCAAAACGCCCAUCCUGAUCGACUGCGCACACAGAUCACAGGCAACAAAGCCAGACAAGGGCGCGCCACCAAGGCCAUUCAUCGCACGGCUGCACUAUCCCCAGACCAGGGAUCUCAUCCUCAAGCUGGCAAGUCAAAAGUUCCCCCUUAACUACAACGGAGCCUGGGUGUCUUUCUACCCAGAUCUUACUUUGGAGGUGAGGAACCAACGGAAAGUGAAUUGAUGCCGAUAUCACGGCCUGUGGAUAUGCAAUUUCUGCAAUCUACCCAAUUUAGAACAGUGAUGGUCAAGUUCACAAGCCUUGGCAUUGUAGUGACAAGAAAACUUGAUCAGCUAUUGAAAACGAAUUGGGACAUGAAAAUGUAUCAGCUUAAACAAAAUAUAAAUUUUUUGAAAACUCUGCCUAUCUCCGUGGUUGGUCAUAUAAACGCUAUUAAAAUGGUUGCCUUACCCAGGUUUCUUUACCUCUUCCAAUGUCUACCCAAUUUCUUACCAGAAAGCUAUUUUAAGAAACUGGAUUCAAUAGUAAUUCCAUUCUUAUGGGAUAACAAGGUAGCCAGAAUUUCAAAGAAGCAUUUAUGGAAGUACAAGAGAGAGGGGGGUUUUACCCUUCCUCACUUUAAACUGUAUUAUUGGGCUGCUAAUCUGAACAUUGUGUCUUUCUGGAGGGAAAGUUUACCUGGGAUCCGACAGAAUGAUAUGCCUUCAUGGCUUUUGAUGGAGCAGGCUUCCUGUAAAUGUUCCUCACUCCCUGCACUUGUUAAUAGCCCAGCAUAUGUGAACAAAGCCACUUAUGACUCAUUUGUCACAGUCUUAGGAUCUGGAAACAGAUGAGGUAUUUUUGUUAACAUAACCACUGUAUACAUUGACAGCCCAAUUUGCCUGAAUCAUGCUUUCCACCCUGCAUUGGAUGAUAUGGUGUUUUCACAGUGGAGGGGGAAGGGGCUCACAACAAUUGAUAACUUAUACAUUGAUGGUCAUUUAGCUUCAUUUCAACAAUUACAGAGUAAGUUUACCAUGCCAGCAGCACAUUUUUUCAGAUACCUCUUAAUCUGGAAUUUCUUAAGGACACAUAUCCCACAGUGUGGCAUUAAGCCAAAGAAUCCUACAUUAGAUAGCCUUAUCCUUGUCAAACCCCAUUCAAAAGGGUCAGUCUCUAGACUUUAUGAUGUGCUACGGGCCAACAUAGAGGUAUCCACAGACACUAUUAAAAGGGCUUGGGAGCAGAAACUUGGUUCAGAAAUCUCAGAUGAGGACUGGCUCUCAGGAAUAUAAACCACAGUUCACUGAAUGCCAGACACAACCUUGCUCAGUUUAAGGUGGUACACAGGUUACAUUACUCAAAACUGAAACUGCAUAAAAUAUUCCCAGACACCUCACCACUGUGUGAGAGGUGCAAGCAGGAUGAGGGGACUUUGACCCACUUAUUUUGGACAUGUCCUAAGUUACAUGCUUACUGGGCUCUCAUUUUUGAUUACUUAUCUAAAGCCUUUGAUAGAGUUAUAGCCCCCUACCCAUUGGUCGCUCUGUUUGCUACAGUUGAUGGGAAUAACCAGGAAGGGAAGGCUAUCUCUCUUUGUACUCUAUGAGCCAAAAGGCUCAUAUUGCAAUUUUGGAAAUUGGAGACUGUACCUACCUUUGAAAUGUGGUUACGGGAUUGAGGGAAUGUAAUGGAAGAUUCGAUACAAUACCUCCAAUAGAAGUCCAAUGUUUUACAAAAUAUGGCAGCCAAUACUGGAUGAAGGGUCUAGUCCCGCUUUAUAACUGGGUUGAUGCUCUGCUGCUACACUGUGCUGUACACCACUCAAUAUUUCUUUUUGGCUUAACUACGCUGUUUGUGAUUACUAUAUGCUGUCGUUAUACUAUAUGUACCAUCUAAUAGGAUAUUUUUAUUUAUUAUUUUAUUUUUGUAUGUCUUUUUUCGCUUUGUCAUUAUGGGGUAUUGUGUGUACAGUCAUAGUCAAAAGUUUUGAGAAUGACACAAAUACUAAUUUUCACAAAGUCUGCUGCCUCAGUUUUGAUGAUGGCAAUUUGCAUAUACUCCAGAAUGUCAUGAAGAGUGAUCAGAUGAAUUGUAAUUAAUUGCAAAGUCCCUCUUUGCCAUGAAAAUGAACUUCAUCCCAAAAAAAGAUUUCCACUGCAUUUCAGCCCUGCCACAAAAGGACCAGCUGACAUCAUGUCUGUGAUUCUCUCGUUAACACAGGUGAGAGUGUUGACGAGGACAAGGCUGGAGAUCACUCUGUCAUGCUGAUUGAUUUAGAAUAACAGACUGGAACCUUUAAAAGGAGGGUGGUGCUUGAAAUCAUUGUUCUUCCUCUGUUAACCAUAGUUACCUGCAAGGAAACACGUGCCGUCAUCAUUGCUUUGCACAAAAAGGGCUUCACAGGCAAGGAUAUUGCUGCUAGUAAGAUUGCACCUAAAUCAACCAUUUAUCGGAUCAUCAAGAACUUCAAGGAGAGAGGUUCAAUUGUUGUGAAGAAGGAGUCAGGGCGCCAAGAAAGUCCAGCAAGCGCCAGGACCGUCUCUAAAUUUGAUUCAGCUGCGGGAUCGGGGCACCACCAGCGCAGAGCUUGUUCAGGAAUGGCAGCAGGCAGGUGUGGGUGCAUCUCUACGCACAGUGAGGCAAAGACUUUUGGAGGAUGGCCUGGUCUCAAGAAGGGCAGCAAAGAAGCCAUUUCUCUCCAGGAAAAACAUCAGGGACAGACUGAUAUUCUGCAAAAGGUACAGGGAUUGGACUGCUGAGGACUGGGGUAAAGUCAUUUUCUCUGAUGAAUCCCCUUUCCGGUUGUUUGGGGCAUCCGGAAAAAACCUUUUCCGGAGAAGAAAAGGUGAGCGCUACCAUCAGUCCUGUGUCAUGCCAACAGUAAAGCAUCCUGAGACCAUUCGUGUGUGGGGCUGCUUCUCAGCCAAGGGAGUGGGCUCACUCACAAUUUUGCCUAAGAACACAGCCAUGAAUAAAGGAUAGUACCAACACAUCCUCCGAGGGCAACUUCUCCCAACCAUCCAAGAACAGUUUGGUGACAACCAAUGCCAGCAUGAUGGAGCACCUUGCCAUAAGGCAAAAGUGAUAACUAAGUGGCUCGGGGAGCAAAACAUCGACAUUUUGGGUCCAUGGCCAGGAAACUCCCCAGACCUUAAUCCCAUUGAAAACUUGUGGUCGAUCCUCAAGAGGCGGGUGGACAAACAAAAACCCCAUUGAUUAUGCAAGAAUGGGUUGCCAUCAGUCAGGAUGUGGCCCAGAAGUUAAUUGACAGCAUGCCAUGGCGGAUUGCAGAGGUCUUGAGAAAGAAGGGUCAACACUGCAAAUAUUGACUCUUUGCAUAAACUUAAUGUAAUUGUCAAUAAAAGCCUUUGACACUUAUGGAAUGCUUGUAAUUAUACUUCAGUAUACCAUAGUAACAUCUGACAAAAAUAUCUCAUAACACUGAAGCAGCGUACUUUGUGAAGACCAAUACUUGUGUCAUUCUCAAAACUUUUGACCACGAUUAUUUGUUUUUUUAAUCCAUUUUAGAAUAAGGGUGUAACGUAACCAAAUAUGGAAAAAGUACUUUCCGAAGGCACUGUUUAUAGUUUCUUUAUUCAGCUGAGACAAAAGGACAAACCCACAAUGCCUAACAUCAAAAGAGUAAUUGUUCUAUUACUUUACCACCCCACCCCAUCCAGAGUCAGGUAGGCUUGUAGCGUUAGUUUAAUAGGACCAAUACUGGUUGAUGUACAGACUAAUUUUCAUAAUUUCCAUCAAGUAGCUAAGUCGUCUGUGUGUUUGUGCAGUCCAACAGGCAGCCUGUGAAACUCAACCUGCUCACCUGCCAGGUCAAGCCCUGCGCUGAGGACAGGAAGUGCUUCGAUCUAAUUUCCCGUAAGUACCCCUCUUACCAUAACCCCUAUGCCAAUACAGCAGUUACUGUGGGUGUUGCAUGGGAUGGGUGGCCCGUGAGAGAAGGGGCCUUUUAUAUGACCUCUGAUGGGCAUUCAGAAACAGGAAGAGUCGAAGUGACCAUUUUGUGCCACAGGGUGCCAGUCGCUCUUUGACACCUACUAUAUUUUCAGACUGGCUGUUGAAUGGUGUCAUGACAUUGAGAGGAAAACCUGAAACACGCUGUGCUUGUGAAUUACCCAACAUGCAUCUCACAACAGGGCUAUAUUACAUGACAUGAUUACACAGUGUCUGCUGGGUCUGAGAUCACAUUCCCCUCUAAUCUUCUCUCUGCCCACAGAUAACCGGACAUAUCACUUCCAGGCUGAGGAUGAACAGGAGUUUGUCAUGUAAGUGUAUCAUCACAGUCACCACAUUAUAAACAUUGUUUUACUGUAGUAUCCAACUCCAAAGGCAGGUACAAAGUAAUACACUGAAGCAAUGAACCUGGCCCUGAUAAUGUAGCUGUGAGCUUGAAUGAUCAGUUGAACAAAGAAAGACACCCUCUUUUAUACUCCAUUGACAGUGAGGGUAUUUGUAUUACUCAGAGAGAGAGAGAGAGCUAGGUGCCAGCAUCAGUAAAGGUUUCUAUCUAUCUGGAUCUGUGGUUGUCACUUGUUCAGGUGCACACACACAAUUUCUUUCUCACACACACACACACACACACAGUUUCAACCACAUUCUGCUACUUCAUACCCACCGAUCAGUAAUUGUCAUCUCCUCAAAAUUCUCUGUAUUCCUAAACUGUCAGGGCCAUGACCUUUAUGAAACACUGCCUUUAACCACGCUCACAUUAACUUUACUGCGACACAAUAGGCCUUGCCUCUUAGUCUCGCCUUAGGAUACAUCCCAAAUGGCACCCUAUUCCCUAUGUAGUGCACUACUUUUCACCAGGGCCCAUUUAUUACUUGAAAAUAUAACGUCCCUGCAUUAUGUAAUCACAUGUUCGCCCACCCACGCCUUGCAAGUAAACAAGCUCACCCUUAAAGACACGCAUACACCCACGUAUCUGCAUACUAAUUUCUUGUUAUUUCCUGCACGCUUGCACACACACACACACACACACAUACUUUAAUUAACACACUGAUUGUCUCCUAGCCGACACACACACACACACACACACACACACACACACACAUACACACACACACGUACACAUUUUAAAUACUUUAUUUGAAUUCACAAAUCACAUUACAUUCAAGUAGGAGUGAGCUGUGCUGUACUGUACUGUUCUGAACAGCGGGUGGGUUGGCAACAGCAGCAGUUACUUCCUGGCUGUCUCUUAAUGAGCGCACUCAGUCAGAAGGCUGUGAGGAGUCUGUGCUGUUGAAGGACUUCCUGGGUUAUCUAGAGUGGAGUGUGUGUGUGUGUGUGUGCGUGCGUGCGUGCUCGUGCAAGCGUGAGUGUGUGGAGGGUGUUCAGAUGUGUUGGUUUGAACACUACAGCAUGUGGUGGUUGACACUGUAGGCACAUUUAGAUCCUAUCUAGGGUGAAUGCAAAAUGCACUGAGUGUACAAAACAUUAAGAACACUCUUUCCAUGACAUAGACUGACCAGGUGAAUCCAGGUGUAAGCUAUGAUCCCUUAUUGAUGUCACCUGUUAAAUCCACUUCAAUCAGUGUAGAUGAAGGGGAGGAGACCGGUUAAAGAAGGAUUUUUAAGCCUUGAGACAAUUGACACAUGGAUUGUGAAUGUCUGGGCAAGACAAAAGAUUUAAGUGUCUUUGAGCGGGUUAUGGUAGUAGGUGCCAGGCGCACCGGUUUGAGUGUGCCAAGAACUGCAAUGCUGCUGGUUGUUCACGCUCAACAGUUUCCCUUGUGAAUCAAGAAUGGUCCACCACCCAAAGGACAUCCAGCCAACCCACACAACUGUGGGAAGCAUUAGAGUCAACAUGGGCCAGCAUCCCUGUGGAACGCUUUCAACACCUUGCAGAGUCCAUGCCCCGACGAAUUGAGGCUGUUAUGAGGGCAAAAGGGGGUGCAACUAAAUAUUAGAGAGGUGUUCUUAAUCUUUAGUACACUCAGUGUAGACGUCAAGGGCUCAAGAGAAUACAGUAUACAUAUUAAUACAUACAGUUUAGAAUAUACUGUCAGAUGGAAUUGGAGUUGUCCCAUCCCCUUGUCUAAAAGACUAAGAGGCUUAUGCACACAGAAAUCCUAAAAAUACACACUUCUAUAUACAAUUCUCAUACAUUUUUAAAACACCCUUGCUCUGUAAUAUCUAGUUUCUCUGUUUGCGUAUCUGUCUCUGUCUGUAUGUGUGUUGUGCGUGUGUAGCUGGAUCUCGGUGCUAUCCAACAGUAAGGAGGAGGCUCUGAACAUGGCGUUCCGUGGAGGAGAGGACGGAGGAGGAGGAGGAGGAGGAGGAGGAGAGGACGGCCUCGAGGACCUGACCAAAGCCAUCAUAGAGGACGUGCUGCGCAUCCCUGGCAACGAAGUCUGCUGUGACUGUGACGCUGCAGGUACAUAUACUGUACAAUGUUUAUGUGUGUGUGUUUGCAUGCCUGACCACAACCUCUAUGGAUUUCUAAGGGUCUCGCAUUCUAUAUCCUCCUCUAUAUACUACUAUUUUGUGCGUACUCACCAUUCACCUUAUCACAGGAGAAGACAACAACACCUUUGCUCAGUAAUUGACACCUGAGAUAUGCUAUGCAGCCAGUUUGAUGUCUUUAACCAAGCAAGCAGCAAAGCAGUGUAUUCUGGAUAUAACAGUGGUGUUGGCCCUUUCUGGCCCCUGUUCCUCCAACUUGAUCCUCCCCUGCUGUAAAAGCAGAGACUCCCCAGAGCAGAGACACCCUGGCCUUUUGACUCCCCCAAUACACACACAUGCACACACACACACUGCCUCAGUUAAUCACCCUAUCCACCUCUGUCAGCAUAAACACAGAGCCCACUGAGGGAGUUAGCAAGCCGCAAGCAUAAAAGCCUGUGUUUCUUGCAACAACAACAUCAUUACAUCAAUGUGUUACAUGAUUCACCCCCCCCCCCCCCCCCCCCCCCCCCUUCUCUGGAGUGAGUUCAUGUAACAUUUAACAGAUCGAUAAUGCGCCGGUCUGGUCAUCAUAAGCCACACACGUUAUUUUAAGCAUGCUAACAGACACAGGCUGUGUUCCAAAGCUACAGCAUCACAGGGGGAGAUGGGGAGCCAGAUUUGAACUGCUCUCUGAUGCUUUCUACUUCAUUCUGAUGCCUUGUUAAGCUGCUCUCAUCCUCCCAGUCGACCAAGCUGCUCCUUUGUAGCUAUGUGACACUGCCAUACUGUGUAGAGUGAUCCCUGGCUAUGGCAGGGCCCUAAAACAAGUCUUCCAGCUAGUGUACUGCAGGCUCAUUUGUGGUGCUCCUUUGACCCAUCCUGUCUAAAACACAGCUCUCUAGAGGAGUAUUAGUGGCAACUAUUUUGCGCUCACCCCACCCUGUUCAUCCUCUCAUCUCUAUGGCCAUCUAUUGCCUCUAUUGCCAUCAAACAUGUGAUUCAUUGGUGUUUCGUCGCCACUGAAACCCUUCCACCCGUCCGCCCGGCACAGACCUGUCAAAUUCAGACACGCUAGCAAGCCUAAAAGCUAACAGCACUCAGCCGUCUGUAAAGAUAGUUUGUUUACAUCUGCGUAGCUGCGUAGGGCUCUCAGGCUUGAUAUCAGGCUGUGUUUAAGCCACCUUCAGUUGCAUCGCUCAGGCUUGGCAGUGGUGUCAGUCACUGUAGGGGUUUACAGGGAAGAGCUCAAAGCCUCUCUAGCCUUCCACCACAUGGCUCUGCUGUCAGAGCAUGUUCAGGCAUUCAGCUUGACGCAGAAUGUUGCAGUGUUUUCUAGUUGCCGGGCUCUGGUAGCCCAGUCAGUAUGGCUGGUGCUCCUGAGGUUGCCGAGGCCCUCUAGUGGUGUGUGCUGUGUGUUGCCACUGCUCACAUUGAUGGUGAUGGUGGACUUUAGUGCACACUGUAGCAAAACGUUUUACAACAGAAAACUAAAACAUUUAUUUCUUUUUGGACAAGUUCAAGUUGUCAUUCCAUGUUUUCUUUAAUUUGAAGCCUAAUGAAUACCACCCAUAAAUAACAUGUCAGUUUAGUACUGGUAAUAGUUAAUCCCCUUUAGCAUUAUCGUUCUGGAUUUCAAAUGUAUGGAUGUUUAUAGUAGUACAAAAAAAAAAUUAUAUUCUGUUUUUGGAGCCAAAACGUCUGUACACUAAACUGUGAAUUCAAGCCCGAUUUUGGGGUUUCUUUUGUAUCCACAGGUCUGUGUGCAACAAACGUAUGUUGUCAUGUUGUCUGUGCCCUUAGAUCCAAAAUGGCUGUCCACUAACCUAGGCAUCCUGACCUGCAUUGAGUGCUCUGGUAUCCACCGGGAGAUGGGAGUGCACAUCUCACGCAUCCAAUCCAUGGAGCUAGAUAAGCUAGGCACCUCUGAACUCUUGGUGAGUAAAUCAAAUACAUUUUGGUGAACAUUAUAUGUAUUUAUUUUUUGUCACAAUAAAUCAACAUACAAAAUAGAUUCAAAAACAGGAUAGAAAUGAAUCAAUCUUGAUUACGAUGUGAUUAUGAUUACGACAAUUAAACCAAAGUGCUUACGAGCGUCUUAACAUUCAUAUGUUGACUUGAUACUUAGGCAAAUGUCUCUCUUCCUUCACAGCUGGCCAAGAAUGUAGGGAACAGUAGUUUCAAUGAAAUAAUGGAGGGGAACCUUCCUUGUCCCUCACCAAAGCCCACUCCUUCUAGUGAUAUGUAAGUACCCAGCAUCAUCAUCAACAACAACAUCUACAUGAACUGCUUAGAGACAAGAAACUCCAUAGAAAUUUGACCUCACUAGAUGCAUAAUCUGGUGUAUGUUUGAGCUUAUGCAGGUAGAUGUGUUUGGCAGGAUAAGCCACAGAAUUAAAUAUAAUACAUGGACAUGGCCACAUUGGUCAGGAAAACAUUCAUGCUAGAUACUGGAUUAUAGGAUCUCUAUGGCAAAAACUAUCCGUACAAACAUUCCAAAACCCUCUUCUUCUUCUUCUUCUUCUUCUUCUUCUUCUUCUUCUUCUUCUUCUUCUUCUUCUUCUUCUUCUUCUUCUUCUUCUUCUUCUUCUUCUUCUUCUUCUUCUCCCCCUCCUACAGGACAGUGAGGAAGGAGUUCAUCAAUGCUAAGUAUGUGGACCACAAGUUUGCACGGAAGACCUGUGCCUCCUCGGCAGCUAAGACCAUUGAGCUGUGUGAGGCGGUCAAGUCCAGGGACCUGCUGUCUCUCAUCCAGGUGUACGCUGAGGGGGUGGAGCUAAUGGAGCCUCUGCCCGAGGGUGGACAGGUAGGUCUGACCUCAUAGACCCUGGACUGUAUUAUUAUCUAAUCUCACCUGAUCAGGGCCCAUAUUCAUAAACCAUCUCAUGGGAUUGCUGAUCUAGGAUCAGGUCCCCCCUGUCCAUGUAAUCUUAUUCAUUAUGAUCCCCAAAAAUAAAACUGUUCCUAAAUCAGCACUCCUACUCUGAGAUGUUUUAUGAAUGCAGGCCCUGAUCUGGUAUGGUGGGUAUGGUUUUACAAUAUGAGCAGAAGUCUACUGUUUCAUAGGGAAAUAGUAGGUUGUACUGAGUCUGUAGGGAGGCUGUACUGUACAUGGGCAAAGUAAUGAGCAGUCCACAGACAACAAUUGCGUUUUCUACUCCCUUUACUAAGCAACAUUGGACAAGACAACAUUGCUCAAAUGAGUAAAGUCACUCAGUUGAGCUAUCAGUACUGCGGCCCUCUGUAUGUUGAGCCACGUUGCGCUGCGGUGUGCUCUCAGAAGUAGUCCAUAGGGAAUAGUGGCCAGGGAUGGGUCACUGACUCUGUUUGAAGGCAGGCAGAGCUCCCAGUCCAGGCUGACUCACUGAUAUCUACAGUGAGGGGAAAAAUGAUUUGAUCCCCUGCUGAUUUUGUAUGUUUGCCCACUGACAAAGACAUGAUCAGUCUAUAAUUUCAAUGGUAGGUUUAUUUGAACAGUGAGAGACAGAAUAACAACAAAAAAAAUCCAGAAAAACGCAUGUAAAAAAUGUUAUAAAUUUAUUUGCAUUUUAAUGAGGGAAAUAAGUAUUUGACCCCUCUGCAAAACAUGACUUAGUACUUGGUGACAAAACCCUUGUUGACUAUCACAGAGGUCAGACGUUUCUUGUAGUUGGCCACCAGGUUUGCACACAUCUCAGGAGGGAUUUUGUCUCACUCCUCUUUGCAGAUCUUCUCCAAGUCAUUAAGGUUUCGAGCCUGACGUUUGGUAACUCGAACCUUCAGCUCCCUCCACAGAUUUUCUAUGGGAUUAAGGUCUGGAGACUGGCUAGGCCACUCCAGGACCUUAAUGUGCUUCUUCUUGUGCCACUCCUUUGUUGCCUUGGCCGUGUGUUUUGGGUCAUUGUCAUGCUGGAAUACCCAUUCACGACCCAUUUUCAAUGCCCUGGCUGAGGGAAGGAGGUUCUCACCCAAGAUUUGACGGUACAUGGCCCCGCCCAUCGUCCCUUUGAUGCGGUGAAGUUGUCCUGUCCCCUUAGCAGAAAAAACCCCCCAAAGCAUAAUGUUUCCACCUCCAUGUUUGACGGUGGGGAUGGUGUUCUUGGGGUCAUAGGCAGCAUUCCUCCUCCUCCAAACACGGCGAGUUGAGUUGAUGCCAAAGAGCUCGAUUUUGGUCUCAUCUGACCACAACACUUUCACCCAGUUCUCCUCUGAAUCAUUCAGAUGUUCAUUGGCAAACUUCAGACGGGCCUGUAUAUGUGCUUUCUUGAGCAGGGGGACCUUGCGGGCGCUGCAGGAUUUCAGUCCUUCACGGCGUAGUGUGUUACCAAUUGUUUUCUUGGUGACUAUGGUCCCAGCUGCCUUGAGAUCAUUGACAAGAUCCUCCCGUGUAGUUCUGGGCUGAUUCCUCACCGUUCUCAUGAUAGUUGCAACUCCACGAGGUGAGAUCUUGCAUGCAGCCCCAGGCCGAGGGAGAUUGACAGGUCUUUUGUGUUUCUUCCAUUUGCGAAUAAUCGCAACCAACUGUUGUCACCUUCUCACCAAGCUGCUUGGCAAUGGUAUUGUAGCCCAUUCCAGCCUUGUGUAGGUCUACAAUCUUGUCCCUGACAUCCUUGGAGAGCUCUUUGGUCUUGGCCAUGGUGGAGAGUUCGGAAUCUGAUUGAUUGAUUGCUUCUGUGGACAUGUGUCUUUUAUACAGGUAACAAGCUGAGAUUAGGAGCACUCCCUUUAAGAGUGUGCUCCUAAUCUCAGCUCGUUACCUGUAUAAAAGACACCUGGGAGCCAGAAAUCUUUCUGAUUGAGAGGGGGUCAAAUACUUAUUUCCCUCAUUAAAAUGCAAAUCAAUUUAUAACAUUUUUGACAUGCGUUUUUCUGGAUUUUUUUGUUGUUAAUCUGUCUCUCACUGUUCAAAUAAACCUACCAUUAAAAUUAUAGACUGAUCAUGUCUUUGUCAGUGGGCAAACGUACAAAAUCAGCAGGGGAUCAAAUACUUUUUUCCCUCACUGUAAUACAUUCCUGUCUGUCAGUGAACCUAAUCUGAGUCUGUGUCCCAAAUGGCACCCUAUUCCCUUUAUAGUGCACUGGCCAAGGCUCUGGUAAAAAUUAGUGCACUAUCAAGGGAAUAGGGUUCUAUUUGGGUUCUAUUUGGGACGCAGGCUGAGUGUCCUCAGCAGACAGCACAUCAGUACCCAGAGUCCCAGACAGUGAGGGUCCCAGACAGAGUCCCAGACAGUGAGGGUCCCAGACAGAGUCCCAGACAGUGAGGGUCCCAGACAGAGUCCCAGACAGUGAGGGUCCCAGACAGAGUCCCAGACAGUGAGGGUCCCAGACAGAGUCCCAGACAGUGAGGGUCCCAGACAGAGUCCCAGACAGUGAGGGUCCCAGACAGCGUCCCAGACAGUGAGGGUCCCAGAUAGAGUCCCAGACAGUGAGGGUCCCAGACAGAGUCCCAGACAGUGAGGGUCCCAGACAGAGUCCCAGACAGUGAGGGUCCCAGACAGAGUCCCAGACAGUGAGGGUCCCAGACAGAGUCCCAGACAGUGAGGGUCCCAGACAGAGUCCCAGACAGUGAGGGUCCCAGACAGAGUCCUAGCUGGACUCCUAGUGAUUGGUAUUAGUGUGUCACUGUAUGCAUAUCUUCCCAAUAAGUUUCCUUUCUGGGGACUCACAUUUGGAGAGAUAAAUACCGACAUAGCUACCAGUCAUUUUCAAUGAAAAUAGUACAAGGAGACACACAGCGACAUGCAUGCUGUUUGAAGGAUACAUCCACCAGGAAAAAUCUCAACGACUUGAUUGCUGAUUAUCUCGGCAAGUGUGAGCGUGGAAUAGUUCAACCACGACCAGGGAGGUGGUGGGGGUGGCAUUUGUUCAUAUUGGGAAGGACGGGCUGUAGACUGAAGCCAGCCUUGAAUCAUAAUUUCAGUGUCUGCUACCGACAUCGGUACAUCCAAACCAUUCUCUGUCAUGGAAAUGUUGGCAUCACUCUCGCAGUCUUGCCUUGGGGGGGAAGAGAAGCUAAUUUUAGGAGCCAUUUUGUUGACUGCAGCCUCUUUAAAUGCUGUGAGAGAGAGAGAGGAGGAGAGAGAGAGAGAGAGAGAGAGAGAGAGAGAGAGAGAGAGAGAGAGAGAGAGAGAGAGAGAGAGGAGCGAGAAGAGAGAGACGAGAGAAGAGUCGCGAGAGACAUAGGAUUCUCUCUUCGCUACUCUCUCUCUCUCCCCUCGUCUCCUCUCUCUCACUUCCUCUGCUGCCUCUCUCUCUCGUCUCUCUCUCUCUCUCUCUCUCUCUCUCUCUCUCUCUCUUCCUCUAGCUUAGCUCUCCGGCUAUCCGUUCUCUCAUCUCUUUUCUGUGUGUGAUUGCCCCCCUCAGGAGGCCGGAGAGACUGCGCUCCACUACUCUGUGCGCACCGCUGACCAGACCUCACUGCACCUGGUGGACUUCCUCGUGCAGAACAGGUCAUUUACCAAAUAAGGGAAUGUGAAAAUAACCAUAUUAUGCCAUACCUGUAGCAUUGUGCUGAUGUGAAAUGGGAUUUUAACACCAGUGAAAACUCACAACAUCAUUGUUGUGCCCAAAUACUUAAAAAUAUAACAGAAUACUAUAAAUAAAUAGUAAUUCCACCAUUACGUCAUGUAAAAUGAAGUGUUAAAUGUGAGAAUAUUGAUGGAAUAGCUUCAUGGAAGCCAGUGUUCUCUCCUAGUCUCUCCACCACUGUAAGAGGAAGAUGAGCAGGGUAGAGCUCAGCACAGCAGCUUAGAUUCCCACAAGGGAAACAGAACUGGGUCAGGCAGCCACUUGUUCCCUGCCUUAAUUUAAUCCUCUCAGUCUUCUCAAUGGUUUUCUCCCUGCCUCGCUGCCCCUCAGGCAGACCGUUACCAGGAAAUGGAGGAUCCUCAUUAAUUAGUAGGUCUACCUUCACAAUUUCAUGCCAACACUUGCUAAUUGGCUGAAUUGUUUUCCAUUUGAGGAUAAGCAAAAUGGUGACCAACCACUUAACUGUCAACAUGCUAGUGUGGCUGUGAAGUAUAUGUAGGUGUUUUUAGGUCCGUUUGUUUCUUAAGGCAGUAUGACCAAAGCGUGAAUGAUAAUGUGACACCUUUACCUCUCUGUAAAAGGGCCUCUGGGGUGUGACCCGUGACAUGACCUUGUUGUGUGAAUGUGUCACAGUGGGAACCUGGAUAAGCAGACCGAGUGGGGAAACACAGCCCUGCACUACUGCUGCAUGUACGAGAAACAUGAAUGCCUCAAACUACUGCUGAGGGGCAAACCAGCCACUGACAUCAGUGAGUAAUACACACACAUUCACACACACACACACACACACACACACACACACACACUCACCCUCACCCUCACCCUCACACUCACACUCACACACACACACACACACACACACACACACACAUUUGAUUAUGUUAACAUGCCUGUUCUCAAUCAAAAUUGAUUUUUGAUGGAAUGUGUCAGACUCAAAUGUGUAACCAAUUUCAUGCCUGUUCUUUUAGCCAAUCAGAAUGGUGAGACGGCACUGGAUGUUGCCAGGCGACUGAAGAAUAGUCAGUGUGAGGAGGCAGUAAGUAUCUCACUGUGAACAUGAGCCAAUAUGCUCCAUAUCCACUAUAUGUUUGGCUAUUUGUAUUAUUUAAUAGCAAUACCCAAAGAUGCAAUCCUGUUCUUUGUUGAAGUAGUAUCCACACUAUAUCGGAUUCUGUAGCAGCACAGUAUAGAUUGAAGGGACUUGUUGACCACCACGUCUGGACACUAGAGGGCAGCAGCCAAAGGCCCACCCAGGGCUGUAGUGACUACAGAGGAAGAACCUCAAUUGCAUUUCCUUGACUCCUCUCGCCCUCUCUCCUCGCCUCCUCCUUCUUCUUCUUCUUUGGUCCGCAAACAAAUAUUAUAGAUGCAUGCCGCCACCUACUGUAUUGGCUGUGUAUCAGCCUACUAUUCUGUAGUAUGAAUUCAUUACACUUUGUGAAAAAAUUGCCCUACCAGCCAUUCCUGCACCCAUUAAAACCUCACCACUAUUCCACUACUUUGGCCCUAUCUGAUCCUACUCCAUGCCAGCAGCCCAGGAGGAUGGGACCCUAUCGUUCAAAACAUCUUGUAACUCUUCUGCAGUAAAAUCUCGCACACCCAAGUACUUCUCUGCAGCUACCACCACAACAUCUAUCCUCUGUGAUUUACGUUCCAUUCCUGCGGUACAAUUGACAACCAUGGCCAUGAAUGCCAAAAAAAAAACCUUAAGCACAUGUUAUUCCUGUCACUCUCUAAUGGCCUCGGCCUACUCCUCUUAGGAUCCCUCACCCUGGACCCAUCUUCCUCUACUACUCUCUUGACUGCCUCAGCAUAUAACAUCUUAUGCACUACUCUGAUCCUGGCAACCUCAACCUGCCUUUCUCUCACCGGACACAUCUGAUCUCCAGCACAAUGGGUACCCCUACAUUUUACACACAUACACAACUUUUUCCACCGAUACUACACAUUCCUUUGUCUCAUGUCCUCCUGCACACUUCUCACAUCUAGGAAUCUCCCUCCUACACACUGUUGCCACAUGACCAUAAGCUUGACACCUAAAACACUGUAAUGGAUUCGGGACAAAAGCUCUCAUGGGAUAACUGACACAUCCUAACUUGACUUUAUCUGGUACAAACUCUACAUCAAAACUCAGUAGCACAGACAGGAGCGGAAUGAGUGGAACAGUCUUCUCUGUUUCACCACGCUCUCCACCGGGCCCACGUCGCACCAAACGGCGGGUGUCACAGACACCGAGAAUCUUCAACUUCAGUUGAUCCUCCAAAACACUUAACGCCACUCCAGUUAUCACUCCUUUCAACAGCGGCCUGCUCCAGAGAGGAAAGCAAGUCACAUUUCUUGUUCCCAGUCGUGGUGCGGAGCAAAUACUCCCUCUGGACGGCAAAAACACAAAAAAUCUACAUGAUUCCACUUCGAGUCACUUUCACCGACCCAACAUUCCCCAACCUCUUCUCCACCCAACCCGACACCACAUAUGGAUCUGCCAGAAGGCAAGGACCCAUUCUCUCCAAAAAUCUCACUCCCACUGGGCCAGAUUAAUCUUUGUCAUCAUCAGGACGAGGCUCAAGCUCAGCAGUCUUCACCACACCUGCCAUCACAGUUAAUUCAUCCUCACUCUCGUCACGUUCAAUUUCCUUCCGUAGCUCUUCCAAAAGCUCUGUGUGAUGCACCCCUCCAUAUUCAUAUAUGUUUUGCACAUCAAAAUAACGGAGAACAACAAUCUUGUUAAUGUUGGAUGUCAUCUAUUCAUUGUGGUAGAUUGUUGGUUAAAAUAUAGUCCCUUUCGACUGACAUGCUUUGUGGAGUAUAAUCGCGGUGUGUUUGUUUGUAUGAACUUUUAAACAUUUAGGUCCUCCUCUGUAUUUUAUUGUUUCAUUGUGGAUCCAAAUAAAGUAAUCAAAAUGUGUGUGUGUGUGAUUGUGUGUGUCCCCCAGCUGUUGCAGGCUGCAGCGGGAAAGUUUUACCCUCACAUCCACGUGGAGUAUGCGUGGAGCCUGAGGCUUGAGGAGAUGGACGAGAGCGAUGACGAUCUGGAUGACAAGGUCAGACUGGGACUUCACGUUCACACACGUCUGGACAUAGCACACAACUUGAAAUCCACACGCAGAGUUGAAAUAUUUGCGCCAAUCUCCCGUUGACAUCAAUGCAUGAUUUAGGCCUACGUGAAAGUCAAUGUUCCCAAGUUGACACUUUUCUAAGUUGACACCUGUUGUCUCUCUCUCCCCCUCUCUGUCUGCAGCCUAGUCCCAUCAAGAAGGACCGCUCCCCGCGGCCCCAGAGUUUCUGCCACUCGUCCAGCAUGUCUCCCCAUGACAAGCUGUCUCUGCCGGGCUUCAUCAGCCACCGGGACAAGCAGCAGCGCAUGUCUUACAGCGCCUUCACCAACCAGAUGUACUCAGUCUCCACCGACCUCACUUCCUCUUCCUCCCCCGUGGCCGACGCCCCCCCCCUGCCCCCCAGGAACCAGGGCAAAGGUGAGACCUGAUUGUGAUUGGCCAGGGCCCAGACUCUUUUAUCAGUGUAGGGUGAAGUUGCCCCUAGACGCUGAUCUUUGGUCAGUUUUGCAUUUUCCCAAUCAUGGUUAUGGUUAGGAAUGGGGAAAGGGGAAGCUGUUCCUAGAUCUGUACAGAUAUAACAAGAUCAUGUUUGACCAAUCUCCUCUUUUUGCAUUGAUGUUCAUGCACAUUUCUACCUGAAAUGCAAAUGUCCUAAAGGUUGUGUGGCCAGUUGUGGAAUGUUCAUUGGAUACUCACCAGUAUUGUCUGGUUGGCUAGCAUUUACAUGUAUGGAGACUUGCAAGUUGUCUCUUAUCUCUAACACCGGUACUCAGGAAUAACACAGUAAUACAGUUAACUGUUUUGCUCUGUUACAAAACAUUGUUAUCAUAACACUAGUUAACCAAGAUGCUGAGAUUAUUAGUCUUUUCCUCCCUCUCUCUCUCUUUCAACCUUACACACACACACACACACACACACACUCACACACACCCUUGAGAGGAAUGUAAUUUGUCAAUCAGGGUGGGAACCGGCUGUCAUAUAGACUGCUUACACAAGCAAGGCACCUCCCGGGAAAUGAUGGCUCCACAGCUGCAGGCGAGGCGGGGGUGAAAGGGAAAGUGGAGACGCACACAGCCAGAUAGGAUAAUACACCAGGCUGAUCAUUUUAAUGCUUCAUUAUGGGAAUCCAGGAUUGCGUCCCAAAUGGCACCCUAGUCCCUACAUAGUGCACUACUUUUGACCAGAGCCCUGUGUGAUUCCCUAUGAGCCCUGGUCAAACAGUGCACUAUAUAGGGAAUAGGGUGCCAUUUGGGACGAAGACCAGGACACUUCCUGAUCAUCAACACUACCUGACAGUAUAUAAACAGACUCCUGGAGGCAACCAGCAGUCAGGACAAUUAUAAUGAACCAUAACAUCCCUCCCUGAAGACAGGAGUUAGAACACAAACACUCACACCACAGUUUACUAAUCACUAUCCUUACAAUACAGUACAUCGUUGAAGCCAAUACAAACGACUAUAUCCUUGUUACAAUACAGUGGACUACGUUGUUGACGCUAAUACACUUCAGUGGAGUGAAGAAAAACAGCGACUUCUUUUUACCCACAAGAGAUUUUACCCACAGUUCUCUUUUUCAGUGGCUUGCUUGCCCCUUAGGCAUUUGCUGGUGCAAUUUCUCCUCUUUUGCUUUGCUUGUCACUGAUAAGAUUUUAUCGGCUGCUUUAUAUUGCCAACGUCCCAAAAGGCACCCUAUUCCCUAUAUAGUGCACUACUUUUGACCACAUUUUUGACCAAGGUCCACAUAGGGAAUAGGGUUUCAUUUCAAAUGCAAACUAGUGUGUGGGAGAAGCUCUCUGAGCUUGACAUAGAUUCUCUCCCACACUCUUCAUCUCUCUCUCUCUUUUUUUCUCCUUUCUUUCUCUUUCAGCGCCGCAUUUGGCAUUCCUCAGCUCUCACUCGCACUACGCCACUCUGGCCGGCACUCGACCAUACAUCAGUGAAUAUCCAGUUAUUACAUUUUGUCCUGUUGUGCUCACGGCCCGUGUACUUCUGCUGCCCAGUGGCACUAAUAGCACUUCACCUCCCAGUAAAAUAUGGGUGUUGGCGUCUUAAACUUUUAACAAUGGCACUGUAAAAGUGUGGUUAAUUAUUAUUUGCUUACACACAGUUUCAUCACGUUUUGUGACCUGUCGCCUCCCCUGAGCUGUAUAGUGUUAUCAUAGCUGACGUAAUGACACCAUAUUCCCUAUAUAGUGCUCUACUUUUGAUCAGAGCCCUAUGGGGUCUAAAAGUAGUGCACUAUAUAGGUAGGAUAUAGGGUGCCAUUUGGGAUGCAGCCUGGCUCUCCUCUCUGACUGGCUGAGAUCUCUAUGAGCCACUUUCUUCUAGCGUCUGUUUCCAGGCUCACACACUGCUGGGAAUGGAACUAGUUGCUUUGGGGUAACUUACUGUAGGUCUGAAAAUCUCAGGAGUGUGUAUACAACAGGAUGCUGCAGAGGGGUGGACAGCUCAUAAUAAUGGCUGGAAUGGAGUAAAUGGAAUGGCAUCAAACACUUGGAAACCAUGCGUUUGGUGUAUUUGAUACCGUUUCACCGAUUCCGCUCCAGCCAUUACCACGAGUCCUUCCUCCACAAUUAAGAUGCCACCCACCUCUUGUGGUGUACACCCACCCAAAAAUAUACAAAAACACCCCCAAAACGACACAUACAUAUACAUUGUUCUUUGUCCAUCUUCUCUGUAUUCCCAUUCGGGCCUUUCUCUGUUCACCGGUAUGUUGUUUUUUACCUGUAUUGAUGUUGUGUUAACAUAUCUCCCCCACGUUGUCCAACAAUUUUGUUGAACCCUGUCCUGAUGGCAAGUCUCCUCCCUCUCAAACUACCAUCCCCAGCCCCUCACCUUCCUGUUGGUAUCCCAGGUGACCGAAUGAAUGACACCUGUCCAUCGCCUGUCCCUUCACUGCAUGCGUUUGUAUGUUGUCACCCCUCCAGCUCCUCCCUCCACCCUCACCCCUGGAGGCAGCUCCACCCUGUCCAAGAAGAGGCCUCCGCCCCCUCCCCCUGGGCACAAACGCACCCUGUCUGACCCACCCAGCCCGCUCUCCCACAGUAGAGGGGGUAUAUCCGGGGGUGAGUCCUCCCUCUGUGGGCCAGAACCAAGCAGACACAUCUGAAUACUGCUUGGUCGUCUUUAUUAGAUAAGGACAUGAUCCAUAAUACAUUUAACUCUCUGGUCCUGGAGAGUCGCAGUGUGUGCGGGCCUUUGGUCCAGCCCAGUCAAUCUAAUUGCCCACCCACACUGAGGCCCUACAGGACCAGAGUUACCCAUAUCUGGCCUAGAAUUGAGGUUUCCAACCAGAUUUUCCCCAUGACCAGAGUGUGUCAGUGCUGUUCAUGAAUGACACAGACACAGCCUGGUCAUUUUGUGGUGUGAUGGCAAUCCUGUGGAAUGUGUUAAUGUUAGAUGUCAGAUCAAUUUAUUUAUUUAUUUUUUUGUCUUGUCUGUCAUUUUUUUUGUAUGUUGAAAUACAAACAGCAUAUUACGGUCUCCUCAUACUGUCAGACAAUGCCCUCAAAUAGCAUUAGUAUGGAAUAAAAUGCAGAUUAUUACCUGAGGAAUACCAGAUCCCUAGCGUACAGCUACCUCAAAAUAGUCCAUAAUGGUAUCUAAUGGAAAGCUCAGCCCCCUACCUCUUCUACUCUCUUCUACUAUAAAAAUUGCAUGUUGGGGUACAGCACUAUAUUUGUAUUUGUAUACCAGUUAUAGUACAGUGCAUUCGGAAAGUAUUCAGACCCCUUCACCUUUUCCACAUUUUGUUACGUUACAGCCUUAUUCUAAAAUAGAUAAAAAUAUUAUUUUUUUGCAUCGAACUACACAGAAUAGCCCAUAAUGGCAAAGCGAAAACAGGUUUUUAGAAAUGUUUGCACAUUUAUUAAAAAUAAAAAACAGAAAUACCUUAUUUACAUAAGUAUUCAGACCCUUUGCUAUGAGACUCGGAAUUGAGCUUAGGUGCAACCUGUUUCCAUUGAUCAUCCUUGAGAUGUUUCUACAACUUGAUUGGAGUCCACCUGUGGUACAUUCAAGUGAUUGGACAUGAUUUGGAAAGGCACACACCUGUCUAUAUAAGGUCCCACAGUUGACAGUGCAUGUCAGAGCAAAAACCAAGCCAUGAGGUCGAAGGAAUUGUCUGUAGGGCUCCGAGACAGGAUUGUGUUGAGGCACAGAUCUGGGGAAGGGUACAAAAACAUUUCUGCAGCAUUGAAGGUCCCCAAGAACACAGUGGCCUCCAUCAUUCUUAAAUGGAAGAAGUCUGGAACCACCAAGACUCUUCCUAGAGCUGGCCGCCCGGCCAAACUGAGCAAUCGGGGGAGAAGGGCCUUGGUCAGGGAGGUGACCAAGAACCCGAUGGUCACUCUGACAGAGCUCCAGAGUUCCUCUGUGGAGAUGGGAGAACCUUCCAGAAGGACAACCAUCUCUGCAGCACUCUACCAAUCAGGCCUUUAUGGUAGAGUGGCCAGACGGGAGCCACUCCUCAGUAAAAGGCACAUGAGAGCCCGCUUGGAGUUUGCCAAAAGGCACCUAAAGGACUCUGACCAUGAGAAACAUGAUUCUCUGGUCUGAUGAAAAUAAGAUUGAACUCUUUGGCCUGAAUGCCAAGCGUCAAGUCUGCAGGAAACCUGGCACCAUCCCAACGGUGAAGCAUGGUGGUGGCAGCAUCAUGCUGUGGGGAUGUAUUUCAGCGGCAGAGACUGGGAGACUUGCCAGGAUCAAGGGAAAUAUGAACGGAGCAAAGUACAGAGAGAUCCUUGAUGAAAACCUACUCCAGAGCGCUCAGGACCUCAGACUGGGGCGAAGGUUCACCUUCCAACAGGACAACGACCCUAAGCACACAACGCAGGAGUGGCUUCAGGACAAGUCUCUGAAUGUCCUUGGUGGCCCAGCCAGAGCCCAGACUUGAACCCAAAUCGAACAUCUCUGGAGAGACCUGAAAAAGCUGUGCAGCGACGCUCUCAAUCCAACCUUGAGAGGAUCUGCAGAAAAGAAUGGUAGAAACUCCCCAAGUACUGGUGUGCCAAGCUUGUCGCGUCAUACGCAAGAAGACUCGAGGCUGUAAUCGCUGCCAUUCCCCCCAGAAAAAAAAUAAAAGUUUUGAGUAAAGGGUCUGAAUACUUAUGUAAAUGUCAUAUUUCAGUAUUUUAUUUUUAUAUAUUUGCUAAAAUUUCUAAAAACCUGUUUUUGCUUUGUCGUUAUGAGGUAUUGUGUGUAGGUUGAUGAGGGGGAAAAAAACAAUUUAAUCAAUUUUAGAAUAAGGCUGUAACGUAACAAAAUGUGAAAAGAGUGAAGGGGUCUGAAUACUUUCUGAAUGCACUGUAUAUCAAUAUACUUUUACAUAAGAAUCAUAAAUAAUGAUAAUUAAUUAUUAUAAUAAUUGAAUCAGGAGAAUUAAAUCAAACAUACAAGCUGUGCUUAUUUAGGUGACUAUUUGGGGACUUGGGGUGAUAUGGGGCAGCAUAUUUCCAUCUUUCACAACCAUCUCGAUAUUUCAGGAAGUGACUCCACCCCUCCUCCUGCGAACAAGAUGUCACCUUUAUCCAACAAGUUUGAGGGAAUUUCACAGCAGCAAAGGUACAUAGACAUCCAUUUUUGAUGCAGGCAUUUAGAAUAUUUUCCAGAAUAUUGUUUACGUAUGAUAGCCAGAGAGUUCUGAUCUGAUGGUCAUGUUUCAUUAACUUCAUAUAACCAUCUGUUUUUUAGUACUACUUCUAGCAACACAAAGUCUACACUUGGUCCAAGGGUUCUACCCAAACUACCUCAGAAAGGUACAUUGAAAUGUGAUUAACAAUGCCUAAAACUGAAGGUGGGAACACCUUAUUUGUGGCUUACCGCCCAGCAUUAGAGUCAGCAUAUGUUUAAUAUAGUACCUUUGUCCUGGUUCUUCUCUUAGUGGCACUGCGUAAGAUCGACACCAUACACCCGUCUAUGGACAAACCCGGCCUGCCUCCUGAGGUGCUCCAGAAAUCCCCUCCAGGACCUGAAUGCCUAACAAAAGCCAUCAUACCCGACAAGUCCCAACUGGGGGUCCUUCCCCCCAAACCCCAGCCCUCUGAACUGCCCCCUAAACCUGGAGAACUGCCCCCCAAGCCCCAGCUCUCCGACCUCCCUCCCAAACCCCAGCUAGGGGACCUACCGCCCAAACCCCAGCUCAAAGACCUACCCCCCAAGCCUCAGCUCUCCCAAGACGGCCAUCCGAAACCAGGGGCAGCAGAUCUGCCCAUUCCGAGACCACCCCCAGGAGAGCCUGCACCGAAGCCCCAGUCCCCCGACUCACCGGUGGCCAAUCAACAGGCAGAGACGGAGAGCCCGUCUCCCCAGGGCAGCGAGGACACCAAUGGGAGCCCGGCGUGUGCUCCAGAGACACCAGUGCCCUUGCCCCGGAAGAUCAACACGGUAAAUUUCACUCAAGGACACACAGCAGAAACCAUAGCGCUUUUCUGGUAUCAUUGAGUAAUAUCUACAGUGCCUUGCAAAAGUAUUCAUCCCCUUUGCGUUUUUCCUAUUUUGUUGUAUUACAACCUGUAAUUUAAAUUGAUUUUUAUUUGGAUUUCAUGUAAUGGACAUACACAAAAUAGUCCAAAUUGGUGAAGUGAAAUUAAAAAAAUAACUUGUUUCAAUAAAUUCUAAAAAAUAAAUGACGGAAAAGUGGUGCAUGCAUAUGCUAUGAAGCCCCUAAAUAAGAUCUGGUGCAACCAAUUACCUUCAGAAGUCACAUAAUUAGUUAAAUAGUCCACCUGUGUGCAAUCUAAGUGUCACAUGAUCUAUCACAUUAUCUCAAUAUAUAUACACCUGUUCUGAAAGGCACCACCAAGCAAGCGGCACCAUGAAGACCAAGGAGCUCUCCAAAUAGGUCAGGGACAAAGUUGUGGAGAAGUACAGAUCAGGGUUGUGUUAUAAAAAAAUAUCCGAAACUUUGAACGUCCCACGGAGCACCAUUAAAUCCAUUAUUAAAAAAUUGAAAGAAUAUAGCACCACAACAAACCUGCCAAGAGAGGGCCGCCCACCAAAACUCACGGCCCAGGCAAAGAGGGUAUCUGUCCAUAGGACCACUUUAAGCCGUACACUCCACAGAGCUGGGCUUUACGGAAGAGUGGCCAGAAAAAAGCCAUUGCUUAAAGAAAAAAAUAAGCAAACACGUUUGGUGUUCGCCAAAAGGCAUGUGGGAGACUCCCCAAACAUAUGGAAGAAGGUACUCUGACCACAUGAGACUAAAAUUGAGCUUUUUUGCCAUCAAGGAAAACGCUAUGUCUGGCGCAAACCCAACACCUCUCAUCACCCCGAUAACACCAUCCAUCCCCACAGUGAAGCAUGGUGGUGGCAGCAUCAUGCUGUGGGGAUGUUUUUCAUCGGCAGGUACUGGGAAACUGGUCAGAAUUGAAGGAAUGAUGGAUGGCGCUAAAUACAGGGAAAUUCUUGAGGGAAACCUGUUUCAGUCUUCCAGAGAUUUGAGACUGGGACGGAGGUUCACCUUCCAGCAGGACAAUGACCCUAAGCAUACUGCUAAAGCAACACUCAAGUGGUUUAAGGGGAAACAUUUAGGGCGGCAGGUAGCUUAGUGGUUAAGAGCGUUGUGCCAGUAACCGAAAGGUCGCUGGUUCUAAUCCCCGAGCCGACUAGGUGAAAAAUCUGUCGAUGUGCCCUUGAGCAAGGCACUUAACCCUAAUUGCUCAUAUAAGUCGCUCUGGAUAAGAGUGUCUGCUAAAUGACUGUAAAUUUAAAUGUAUUGGAAUGGCCUAGUCAAAGCCCAGACCUCAAUCCAAUUGAGAAUCUGUAGUAUGACUUAAAGAUUGCUGUACACCAGCGGAACCCAUCCAACUUGAAGGAGCUGGAGCAGUUUUGCCUUGAAGAAUGGGCAAAAAUCCCAGUGGCUAGAUGUGCCAAGCUUAUAGAGACAUACCCCAAGAGACUUGCAGCUGUAAUUGCUGCAAAAGGUGGCUCUACAAAGUAUUGACUUUGGGGGGUGAAUAGUUAUGCACACUCAAGUUUUCUAUUGUUUUGUCUUAUUUCUUGUUUGUUUCACAAAAAAAAAUAUUUUGCAUCUUCAAAGUGGUAGGCAUGUUGUGUAAAUCAAAUGAUACAAACCCCCCAAAAAUCAAUUUUAAUUCCAGGUCGUAAGGCAACAAAAUAGGAAAAAUGCCAAGGGGGGUGAAUACUUUCGCAAGCCACUGUAGGUAGUUCCGCAAAUAGUAGUGGGUUCCCACAGGUGGGUUGUGGCCAGUUCCUCUUGGGUUGAGACCACAGACAGGGUUGUGGUGGCAUUGUUAAUUGGUGGGUCACAACACAGAACGUUUUGUCAACCAGUCCAGUCCACAUACUAUUGACUUGUCUCUGGUGACAUUUUGGUAAUGUUCAUGUGUGUGUUUAGGGGAAGACCAAAUCUCGGCGGGUGAAGACUAUCUAUGAUUGCCAGGCUGACAACGAUGACGAGCUGACGUUUGUGGAGGGAGAGGUGAUCAUAGUGACAGGAGAGGAGGACGGGGAGUGGUGGGUGAGUAACGGCCCCCUAGCAGGCUCACUGGUGGUACCCUUAAACUGUUACACCCUUACUGGUGUUACCUUAACUAGUUACAACCUAGCAGGCUCACUGGUGUUACCUUAACUAGUUACAACUUUGCCGUACUCACACAGUCAAACAGACCUUAUAGCAGGCUAAACAUUGAACAUUACUGUCCAGUGCGGUUCCCCUCACCUAACACAUUAUCUCUCUCUCUGUUUCCUUUCAGAUCGGCCACAUUGAAGGGCAGACGGAGAGGAAAGGGGCGUUCCCAAUGUCCUUUGUCCACAUCCUAAGUGACUGACAGCCAGACAAGGCUUGCACUGAGCCCCCACCCUCACCCCUAGAAGUAUCCAUGUUCUGUAAAUAACUACUGUAACAACAUAUGAAACCAGUUUGCUAAAGAAAAAAACAAUGAAGAAACCCAAGUAGGCUCAACUAGCCACUGGAUGCUGAGCACAUCCAUGUUGUAAAUAAAAUGAGUAUUCUUACCAGUAUUAUCUUAACCUUAGAGCAUGGCCUAUGGCUGUCAUAGCCACUCUCAAAACCUAGCACUUACCCUAAAGUCUAUGUUUAUGCUGUUACUGUGUGUAUAUAUGUAUGUAUAUAUAUUUCUGUGUGUGUGUCUAUCCAUGUUUUAUUGUACAAACAUGUACAAUCAUACAUGUGCUCUCUGCCUGCCAGAUAACCAAGUAUCAGGGCAGCCGUGUUUGAAUAUUAUCUGUAAUCAUUUUACUGGUGGUCAUCACUGAUAUCAUUGCUUGCAUUUCUGGAGACACCAUUAGACUGAAGAGAGAUUCUCAUGUCUCCAACUGUGACC
Molecule: messenger RNA, 34112 nt
Organism: Coregonus sp. 'balchen'
Lineage: Eukaryota; Metazoa; Chordata; Actinopteri; Salmoniformes; Salmonidae
Source: the annotation of a GenBank genome assembly